Aspergillus mulundensis is the source of this 936-nucleotide messenger RNA. RefSeq names its product DUF1932 domain-containing protein. Gene Ontology annotation, molecular function: oxidoreductase activity. The transcript is spliced from 2 exons. Bases 1 to 936 code for a protein of 311 amino acids. Lineage: Eukaryota; Fungi; Ascomycota; Eurotiomycetes; Eurotiales; Aspergillaceae. The record is from RefSeq and is a predicted model, not a curated record.
AUGGAUACCGCGUUGCGAGUUUUGCAGAAGAUCGAAGGCGAGAUGCCAACGUUCUACUUGAAUAUAGAGCUGGUAGCUAACAUCCCACUUAGCGAGCGCACCCGAGAACGCGCUCAAUCGAUCAACAUCCAGCUCUGCCCAUCAAUCAAAGACCUCGUCUCGCUCUGUUCCGUUAUCCUCUCCAUCGUCCCACCAAAGGACUCUUUCGCAACCGCGCAGCGCAUCCACGAGACCAUGUCCGGCUCGCCCUCGAGGAACCAAAACCAACCGCUCUACUAUCUCGACCUCAAUGCCACGGCACCCUCGCUGACAAGAGAAACCAACGACCUCCUCAGCCCCAAUCCAAACAUCGUUUACAUAGACGGCGGGAUCAUCGGCGGGCCACCGCGGCGAACCUCGACAGCAGAAGAAGAUAAAUGGACCCUCCCUUCGAUAGUUACAUCUGGUCCUUCUCUCCCCUCGAACCCGGCAUACACGCAUCUGCUGGAGACCUUGAACAUCGAGCACAUCUCCCCAUCCAUUGGCGCCGCCUCAGGAUUAAAGAUGUGCUUCGCGAGUAUGACGAAGGGCGUCUACGCGCUGGCGAUCCAAUCGUUCGUGACGGCGGAGUCGAUGGGCGUGUUCCCUGAGCUGAAGCGGUACAUGGGGGAGCAUAACCCUGGCACAUUUGAGAUCGUCAACAAGGGCGUCGUCGGGAUGCCGCCGAAGGCGUGGAGGUGGGUUAACGAGAUGCAGCAGAUCGGCGCGAUGAUGGAAGAAGAGGGUGGGUUUGAGAGGGGGCUGUAUGAGGAGAUCGGCGAGGUCUAUAGGGUCGUUGCGGAGGAUACGGCGCUUGGCUUGGAGCAGACUGGACGGAGGGAACGGGGGACGACGGUGGAGGAUGUCGUUGCUGUGAUGAGGGAGGGGAUGAAGAGGAAGAAAGAGAAGCUGGAGUGA